Molecule: messenger RNA, 1380 nt
Organism: Kazachstania africana CBS 2517
Lineage: Eukaryota; Fungi; Ascomycota; Saccharomycetes; Saccharomycetales; Saccharomycetaceae
Gene: OMS1
Product: putative RNA methyltransferase
Exons: 1
Coding region: 1-1380 (459 amino acids)
Source: RefSeq, a predicted model, not a curated record
AUGAUCAGAUCUCAAUAUGGUAUCAGAACUGGAAUGUGCGGAUCCGUAGUAAUUAAAGGAUUCGUUGGUCGAGCGGAAUAUGUAUCUCAAUUAACUCAGUUAUCACAAAUAGGGCACAAUACACAAGUGAGAUAUAUAGCACGAGGCUCCACAUGCAGCAAGUCUCCAUUUCUAUUGCAUCCCAAUGUCAAAGUUCGUAAACCUAAGACAAAAGAAGAACUAGCAGAGGAGAGGUUCAACGAAUUGCUCCAUUCCAAAAAUAGGUUUAUAAGAUGGGGCGCAUUCCUUAGAACUGAGUCAUUCAACAAGAAUCUGACCAAGUUUCUAUUCGUCCUUUAUGGUAUAUUUCUGGUAUAUGGGUAUUAUUACAUGAAACGGCUCUAUGUUAAGGAUCAUGAACUAAGAGAUUUGCUGAUAAAACAGGAGCAAAAUGGUACGAAUGAAUACGAAAACUUAAGAAUUAAACAAUUACAGAAUAAAUUAAGAACUAGAGAUAGUAUAAAGUUGGCUAGGUAUGAAAAACUGAUUGAGGAGGACGCUAUAAAAGAUUUUGAUGGUAUUGAGCUUGAAAAUGUUGAUCAAAAUAAAGAAAAUACAAAUAUCCUACCAGCUAGGGACACAACGCCAUUUUAUGAGAUAAAAGCAGCAGAAUAUGAUAAGGGAAUUAAUUUUGAAGAGAAAAUGAUUGGUAUGGGAAGAAGGCGUAAAUGGUUGAUGAAACAUUGUAAAGGCGAUGUCCUAGAAGUAGCGUGUGGUACUGGAAGAAAUAUCAAAUAUGUAGACAUUGACAAGAUCAAUUCCAUAACCUUUUUGGAUUCUUCUAAACAAAUGAUGGAAAUAGCACAUAAGAGAUUUAGGGAUCGUUUCCCUACCUUCAAAAAAGCUGCAUUUGUCGUUGGACGAGCAGAAAACCUUCUCGAAUUGGCUCAGGAUAACUCGAAGUUUGAGGCUGGUGAUGUGCCAGAUACUAAAGUUAAGUACGAUACAAUAAUUGAAGCCUUUGGAUUGUGUUCUCACGAGGAUCCUUUGAGAGCACUAAAUAACUUCACGAAGCUCUUGAAGCCUGAUGGUAGAAUAAUCUUGCUGGAGCAUGGAAGGGGUGAUAAGAAGUUCAUCAAUAAGAUUUUGGAUAAAAGAGCUGCAAAACGUUUAGAAACCUGGGGGUGUCGCUGGAAUUUGGAUAUAGGGGAACUACUGGAUGAUUCAGGCCUGGAUGUUGUCAAAGAAGAACGUAGCCACAUGGGCACGACCUGGUGUAUUGUGGCCAAGAGAAAAUGUGACGUUAAAAGGCAAGAUGAAAUUGGAUUUUUUGAGAAAUACAUAAAAUCAAGUGUUGACAGAAAGAUUCAAUCCAUCACCGAUAACAAUAAUUCAAAUUAA